AGAUUCUAUUUAGAAAUAUGCAGAGCAGCCAAAAGGCCGGAGAGGCACAAGGGUUAUUUAAUGAAGAGAUAAUGUUCCAAUGCAGAAUAAUUGUUCACAAUACUGGAAAAGGGAAAAGAUUGCAACCACAUUUUGCAUUCUAAGAGUUAUCGGGUACAUUCAAAUGCCGCCAUGUUGCACUCUAACAUGGCGACUAUUAACGAAUGUUCGGCGGAGAACGAAGAAUCAGGAAGCAACCAACGUCAAUAUGGAAACAGCAGGCAAGAGGCAAUUGGUAAUGAAAAUGACUCUGGAGAUGAAGCCAGCUAUAGCAGCACGACCAGCAUGGAUUCACUGGCAGAUUUGAGAGCGAGAUCACAAAAGGCUAGAAAUAUCACAGAGAAAAGGCGGCGUGACAAGCUCAAUAUGUACAUCAAUCAGUUAGCUGCACUUUUGCCAUCUGAAGAUCUGCACAGAAUGGACAAGUCAUCUAUUCUGAAGCAAGGGGUGGAUUAUCUAAAGGAGUAUAACAGUUCCCUAGAUGGUAGCAACAAAGGAGGACUGAAAGGCUCUUCCUUCUUAUCAGCUGAUGAGCUUGGAGAGUUAAUGAUGGAGGCUUAUGAAGGUCUUGUCUUGGUUAUUGACGAAUGUGGCUUGAUAAAAUAUGUUGCUGAGCAUGUCAAUACCGUUUUUGGAUUAGAGCCUGAUAAAUUGGUUGGUCAGUCAAUAGAAAAGUUGGUUCACUCUGAAGAUUUGUGCAAUGUUUUAAACAAGAUGAGGAAACUUGUACCUGAAGGAGUUGCAACUGGCAUUAAGCAGUUGAAUGUCUCCGAUUUUGUGAAUUCAGCAGAGCAAAAAUCUCAACAACGGACAAAACAGUCUGUGCAGUGCUCAUUUCGACUUGUUCCUGGCGACUUAGAUGGCAACAGCUGCAGAGAGAUAUGCUGUAAAGGCUUUUGGAUUGAUAGAAAAUUUACUGAACACGAUCGUGAGCAAACCGAGAAUCUCCUGGUGUUACUAGCUAUGUCAAAGGACCACGACAAUUUAAGGGAGUUAUCCUAUCCCAGACCUCUGACCUUUUCAUCUCGGCAUGGAAUGGAUGGAAAAUUUUUGUUCGUCGACUCAAGCUGCACAAGAGUCACUGGCUAUUUGCCAUACGAGCUGCUGAACACUUCACUCUAUUUCUACGUCCAUGAAGCUGAUUUAGACGAGCUGACCAAUGCUCACACAAGCUUGACAACUGUUGUUGAUGUUGGCUCAAUUCUUGUCUUCUUCCAAUUUCGAUCAAAGAGUGACCAAUGGCUGCUUAUGAAGGUCAUUCUGAGAGUGACGUACAACCCAAUGACGUCAAAACCAGAAUAUUUCAAUGCCAAUUUAUCUCUGGCAACGCAAAAUGAGAUCUUGCAGUACAAGAAACUGAAGCUAUCCAAUGCCGAAGAUACGAAAAGAAGGCCGGACAUUUUAACACCAAGCAAUUCAAGUGUUUUGCUCUCCUCUAUAGUUCGAGGUAAUCAACAGCAAAGGAAAUCAAGGACGCCCGUUUCCACCCAGAAAGAGCCAAACUCAAGUGUAUCGUCGUCAUCAGAGAGUUGUACCAAGGAAUCUGAACGCCAGCUUAGUCCACGUGAAGGACCUGUCUCCACGUGUAGUGAAACAUCAGCUUCUCUGAUUUUUCCUGGCGAGGCGCAGUUUAACGACAGUCAAAUCACCCAAAAGUUCUCCGGACAUUUGCUAGCGGGAAUGGGUGACAUUGGCUAUAAAGCGUCUGAAGCACAAUUACAUGCCCAGCUUAAUGAUAAGAUUGGAUCGUUGUCGCUAUCGAUGAAAAAGCAGAAAUCACAGCUGGAGAAAAUUCACGGUAUGAUGAUGGAACUUCGACCUAAGAUGUUCUCAUCCGACGGUCUGGUAAAACAACAGGAACAAGAACAGCAAAUUUUCGAUUACAUUUCGUCGACGUUGGCAGAACAAAAAAAUCAAUGCAGUAAGCUCAAAGUAACCUUAGAAGGGAAGAUUCGGAUUUCGGAAACUAAACGACGUGCAAUUGAACUCCGCGGCAAAGCAAAAUUGCAUUCAGCUUCAUCUGCAAGUUUUGGGCAGCCUCCAUCUCUCGGUAGCAUGUCCCCGUUUUCAGGAAAAGAGCAGAGACCAAGAUCAGUCCUGUCCUGUUCCGAUGGAGAGAGUUUCCAAGGCUCCUCCUGUGUUGAAAGCCAGCUUUCACCACAAAUGUUUUCGGGCAGUCAACCUCCUUUAGCAGAAAAGAAAAUGGGUAAUAGCUUGAGAGAAGAAGCGGCGCUGCUUAACAGGGGGAGCGAAUCAUACGAGAAUUUUGACGACCAGGAACAGCAGUCGCUUCAGAGACAACUGCAGCAGCUUCAGCAUCAGCAAGAUGUUUUGAAUGCUCAAGGCAUGGCCCUGGCAGCUCAGGGUACUAUCUCUAGAGGUCAGCUGGAGUUUGUCCAAGCUUUGAUGCAACAGCAAAAGUCCUUGUUACCGGGAGCGGUCUCUCUGUCACCGAAUCAUGUGCAAAGCGACCCGGCUACGGUUCCCAAUAGCAUGCAGAGUCCAGCAUUUGAGCGUUUAAACCAGCAACAACACAAUCAGAAGAUUUUGAACUCUGUUCAGUUCCAAGGCCAACAAACAGGUGACUCGCAGAGAAAUUUUUACAACCAGUCCAGGGCUUUAUCGAUUAACAAACUGCUCCAAAAUAACCUGACUUCAGAGACGCCGGGAAACUCCCUGCCGUAUCAAGUGCUAUCACAGCUACAAAACCUCCAGCAAGAAUUGCAGGUGCAAAUGCAAAUGCUUGGCAGUCAAGAAUCGCAAGGUGGUGCUCAACAGUCGGAAGGGGUUUCCAAGGUUAUUGCAGCUCUGCAGCAAUUACAGCAAAUGCAAAUACGGUUAUUGCAAGACGCCAUUCCUGACAAAGGCGUAAUGUCACCAGGCACAGACUGCUAUGCGCCAGGAUCAACAAGUGAAACAGUCACUUGUCCUCAAUAUCCGCCCAUUUCUUUGAGUCAACCAUAUGGGAAUAGAAGCUUUUCCCCUGAUACCAACACUAGGAGUCAAUUACUAUCAACACAAGGCCAUCUGGGAGAUAAUCGGAGGCUAUUUCAAUCAACUUCAUCGGCAGGUCAAGCUUCGCCGCAGAGGCUAAGCACGAACGUGCCACGUGACAGUCAGCAGUUAAACGCAGCCCCAAGACAUCCCUUCCCAGAAUACCCAUCGUACCCAAGGUUUUCAUCACCAGACAGCCUAGCCUCAUUUCCAAGCCCAACUGUCAUUGACACUAGACCAAACAACAAUGUGAGGAAUAUGAUGCUUGGAAACUCAGAUGGAAAUGAAAAUUCCUCCGAAGCGAAAGGGAAGAAGUUGGCAGACGAUGAUAGCUUGUAUCAAUACGUUGACAGCCUUCCUGGACAAACACAGCAACUUAUGCAGCUACAUCAGGCACAAAGAAUGCAUAUUGUUAGGUGUCAGCAUCAACAGCUCCAGGCAUUGCAACAGCAACAAGAACAACAUCAGCAGCAACAACAUCAGCAGCAACAACAGCAGCAGCAACAACAGCAGCAGCAACAACAGCAGCAACAGCAACAUCAGCAGCAGCAACAACAGCUUCGUGAGGAGCAUGCGGCCAAACAACAUAUGCAACAACAACAGCAUCAACAGCAACUUCAGCAACACCAAAAUAUGAAACAAUCCCGUGCUAGUGAGGCAUCGACUUCUAGCUUAGUGGAUACCUCGCCAAUGCGGCUGAAUUACACACGAGAGUUGUCUGCAACAGGCACAAGCAGUGAUUUAGAACCAAAUGGAACAUCAUCUUUAAACCAAUGGCAGACAGAUUUGCAGGCAGAUCAGGUCAGUUCCAUGAGUGAUUUGGAUCUUUUCGAACUUCUAAGUGGGCAAGCUGCAAUGUCCUUGACCGAAGCGGACGAACAAGUUUUAGAUUUACUUAUUGCGGAGGGUGGUGAUAUGUUUUCAUUAUAGAAAAUUUUUUCUAUCGUAUUCUUGUAUGGUGUUGGCAUUAUAUACAGUGUAACUGCAUCCUAAAAGCUAAAGGAUGUUGCCUUGUUAGAUAAAUAAUUGCCCGUAGUUUUCGUGUAGUUUUAUGGGGCAGCCCUGGGGUAGGAUCAUAAUGUUUUUAUAAUGUCCUUGAAACUUUAAAAUCCUUAUUUACUGUUACUUUUUAUUUUACUUAUGUGUUUAUCUGUUCGCCAGUUGAUCCUUUUGUAAACAAUAUCGAAAUCAUUUUAGAGUCCUGCUCUUUUGAAAUUCACAAGCUGCGAUUUGCAGUCGUGGCUAGAGUGACGGCUUCUGUGCAUUAUGGGAUCAUUUUAAGCGAGUGUUAAGCAAGAUGUUAGAAUAAUUUCGAUUCUAAAUUCGAGAAAUGAAGCAUAAUUUCGAGAAAUAAUUUGCUACAGAAGUGUCGCAUUGUCAAAAGGCUACAGUAAUGCUACAGUAAUAGGUAAGCUACUAUACUAGGAACUUAGGUAGGUAUUCGCUGAUGGUAUUCAGUGCUGAAUGUUGCAACCAUGUCAUUUGAUAACAAAUGAUGAUUCUAUUUGAUAAACGCUACUGUAUUGUAAAUUGAAUAAAUUGUUUAUAAGCGACUUGUAAAUACGGAAUAUAGUUAUGAUGUUCUUAAAACACUCAAUGAAAAAUUACUCCUUGUUAUGUGUUAUGGUUUUUGCGUUUGGAGUAAAUUCGCUUUUUAAUGUUAAUACAGAUUAUAAGUGCUUGCUUAUUCUCAAUUAAUUGAUUGAUUAAAUUGAAAAAAUGCGAUAGA
Messenger RNA from Rhopilema esculentum, 4762 nucleotides. The record is from RefSeq and is a predicted model, not a curated record. Lineage: Eukaryota; Metazoa; Cnidaria; Scyphozoa; Rhizostomeae; Rhizostomatidae.